UAAUUAAUUGUUCUUAGUAAUAGCAAAGGUGUAAUUGUUUUAAUUUACAUCUUGAUCAAGUUGAAUUAUGAAAAUGACAUCAUUGCAAAUGUGAACAUAGGUUUCGAUUCUUUUAUAAUGGCUUCAGAAUCAAGUUGCAAAAGUUUUGUCAAUAGUUGUAGAACUUGCUUAAACGGCUCAUCUACGCAACAGUAUAAUAUUUUUGAUUAUAACAAAGAUUCCAUUAAUAUUGCUCAUAUGAUAUUGACCUGUACAGGUCUAGCGGCAAAUGCUGAGGACUGUCUUCCAAAAAUUGUAUGCAAUAGUUGUUACAAUAACCUUGUCAGUUUUUACAAUUUCUGUUUAGUUGCAAGGAGAAUUGAUUCACAUCUAAGAAGUCAAAUUAAUGUUGAUACCAAUGACAACUCAAUAUCACAAAAAGAUAUUCUGACAGAUAUUAAGAUUGAAUCAGAUGAUAACAUUGAUGCACUUAGUGAUCAAAUAACAGAAAUAAAAAUAGAAAUCGGACCCAAUCUUGAUGAAAAUAAGAAUUCUACAAUAUACAAUGAUCUACCAUACAUAAAAACCGAAGAUGCUCAACAAACUGACGUUAAAAUUAAAUUAAAAUGUGAUAUUUGUGAUAAGAAGUUCAAAAAGAUUUCCAAACUAAAUCAACAUAAAGAAAAACAUUAUUCAUUAGAUAAUUUAUAUGUAUGUGAUAUAUGUUCACAGAGUUUUAAGCACCAAAUUAAACUUAUCAACCACUUAGUUACACAUAGCCAAGAAAGUAAUAAUAGAAUAGACGAAAAUGAAAUCCAAAGAGACACUAAUGAGAUUUUUAAAUGUGAUAUUUGCUUAUCUAUAUAUAAAUCUAUGCAUUCAUUAUCCGCUCAUAUGAGAAAACAUGUAAAAAAGGGUAGAAUACUAUCUUGUAAUGUAUGUGCCAAAAAGUUUAAUAAAAUAAGCCAUUUGAAAAGACAUGAACAAUGUCAUAGUGAUAAUCGACCAUUUAAAUGUACAAUCUGUCCGAAAACAUUUGUAACAGAGGAUUGUUUAAACGAACAUAUGAAUAAACAUAAUGGUAUAAAACCACAUGCAUGUCCAUUAUGUCAUAAAUCUUUUUCACAAUUAUCAACGUUAACAAACCAUAUAAAAAUACAUAGUACGGAUAAAGUAUUUUUAUGUCCAACAUGUGGGAAAAAGUUUAACUCAAGUACUAAUCUUAAUCAACACAUGAAGAGGCAUAUUGGGCAUAAAACAUUUGCCUGUCAUUUCUGUCCUAAGCUCUUUAUAAGUAAAGGUGAAAUGAUGUCUCAUGCCAAAACUCAUACUGGUGAAAGGUCAUUUGCAUGUGAUCAAUGUAAUGGGAAAUUCACUAAACAAAGUUCUCUUGUUAAACACAAACAGCGCCAUCUAGGUUUGAAACCUCAUAAAUGUGACGUCUGUCCUAUGAAGUUUACAAGUAAAGAUCAUUUAAAACGACACUACCGUAUACAUACAGGGGAAAAACCUUACCGUUGUGAAUUUUGUAGCAGAGCAUUUACACAGAGCAAUGAUUUGGUGAAGCACAGACGAGCUCAUUUGGGUGAUAAAUUAUAUAAAUGUAAUCAAUGCAAUGAGAGUUUCCGUUUGCAAACUGAAUUACGUCAACAUUUAUCUCAACAUUAUAUAACAAGAUAUCUGGAGAAAAGAGACCAAAUGGAUGCAAAUACUGAAUCUCAUACAGAAGUACCUGUUAUUUCAAAUCAGUACACCGCUGUUAUUGAUAUGAGUCAAACACAAAAUAAUACUUGAUAUACACAGUUACUUAAGAGCUCGCAUGACUAAACUAUCGCACAACUAUUUAGUCGCGUCUGAUUCCUAUGAGCUUAUAUGAAGGUUACUCGAUUUUUAGUAGUGCAACUAAACAGUUCAAUUAGCUGCGAAAGAAUCGACAAUCGCACAAUUGUUGUGCGAUAGUUUGUCAAAGAUAUGCGCCUGCUCUAAUAGUGUUUUAACAUUAGUGGUACGAAUUUAUCCGGCUUUGUACUGGCAUCAUGUAUUUCAAAAUUAACUCAUCGGGCCAAAUAAGUUUGUUUGACUAUGAAUUGUACUUUAUGGUAUUAGGAGCAUUUUCUUGUUUACUUAACUUUUAUUUUUAUUGUAAUGGUAACAUUGACAAAGGGCAUUAUUAAAGGGGAGUGGUUUAAAGUAUGGAAAAAGGAAGGUUAGGUUGGAAAAAGGAAAAAAAAGUUUUAUGAAAUUUUAGAAUUAUGGAUAUGGUAAGUUUUAAAUCGAGUUAAGAGACUAUUGGCCGAAUACUGAAACGAUUUUGAGAUACUUCGCUUCGUGUCACUUAAAAUUUGACAGAUGUCAAAAUUUAAUAGAAUUUGCCGUUUAAGCGCGGGAUUAACUUUUAAGAUAUUGAUACAAAAUAAAAUGUCGUUUCAGUAAACGGCCGAAUGGCCGAAUUGAAAGGUUAUGGAAGUAUUAAACAGGUUAUAUGUGAUCAAUACAUUUUUCCCGCUAUUUUUUAAAGAAAAUAUGGUCAAUGUGUUUGGAAACCCACAGUAAUUAAAAGGUGCUAAAUGAGGUUCUAAAAGAUAUUUUAUAAGUUUUAAAUGAUUUGUUAGUUAUUUAGACAUGAGUGUUAGAGUUUAUAUGUGGCGGUAAAUAACCUAUUGGUUAUUCCUGGUGCCUUAUGACACCGAAAUGUACCAAUUUUCCUUAUUAGUACUAUAAGCUGAAAAAACUGCUGAAAAAUUGUGAUGAUAUUUUUUAUACUGGCUUGCAGUGUCCAUAUUUCUUGCGAAAAAAGCAAUGACAGUCUUUUCCCUUUGACGUUUUGUAAGUCAUGUCUAUGUUUCGUAGAAGCAAGGGCGGAUCCAACUAUGGUGCCAGGGGGAGUCACAUAGUGGUGGUCAAGUCAAGAGCUUGACAAAAUAUGUUAAUGUGUAACCAGCUCA
This is a messenger RNA of Papilio polytes (common Mormon), 2924 nucleotides long. Its product is annotated as gastrula zinc finger protein XlCGF57.1. Gene Ontology annotation, molecular function: zinc ion binding. The record is from RefSeq and is a predicted model, not a curated record. The coding region runs from base 118 to 1773 and encodes 551 amino acids. The transcript has 5 exons. Lineage: Eukaryota; Metazoa; Arthropoda; Insecta; Lepidoptera; Papilionidae. Gene Ontology annotation, cellular component: nucleus.